GCUGCGCCCGCGGAGCAGCCUCGCUGCGAUUGGCCGUACGCGGGGGGCGGCAGUCCCGCGUCGGCCCGCCCCUCGGGCCGCUAGAGGCGCCGGGAUCGCGGGCGCCGGCUGAGCCAGCGGCGGCCGGGAGGCUGUCUCCGCACGCCGGCGGGGCGAGGCGCCCGGGCCCUGCGCGUCAGGGCUGAGAACUGGGAGGAAGCUGGAGAAAAGAUGUCUUCUGAGCCUUUCUGUUUGGCUGCCCAGGCUCGCCUUGACUCCAAAUGGUUGAAAACAGAUAUACAGCUUGCUUUCACGAGAGAUGGACUCUGUGGUUUGUGGAAUGAAAUGGUUAAAGAUGGAGAAAUUGUAUACACUGGAACAGAAUCAACCCAGAACGGAGAGCUCCCUACUAGAAAAGAUGAUAGUGUUGAACAAAGUGGAACAAAGAAAGAAGAUCUGAAUGACAAAGAGAAAAAAGAUGAAGAAGAAACUCCUGCACCUGUAUAUAGGGCCAAAUCAAUUCUGGAGAGCUGGGUAUGGGGCAGGCAACCAGAUGUGAAUGAACUAAAGGAGUGCCUUUCUGUGCUGGUAAAAGAGCAGCAGGCCCUGGCCGUCCAGUCAGCUACAACCACCCUCUCAGCCCUGCGACUUAAGCAGAGGCUGGUGAUCUUGGAGCGCUAUUUCAUUGCCUUGAAUAGAACCGUUUUUCAGGAGAAUGUCAAAGUUAAGUGGAAAAGCAGCAGCAUUUCUCUGCCUCCUGUGGACAAAAAAAGUUGCCGGCCUGCGGGCAAAGGCGUGGAGGGGCUCGCCAGAGUGGGAUCCCGAGCAGCGCUGUCUUUCGCCUUCGCCUUCCUGCGCAGGGCCUGGCGAUCAGGCGAGGAUGCGGACCUCUGCAGUGAGCUGUUGCAGGAGUCCUUGGACGCCCUGCGAGCGCUUCCUGAGGCCUCACUCUUUGACGAGAGCACUGUGUCCUCUGUGUGGCUGGAGGUGGUGGAGAGAGCGACCAGGUUCCUCAGGUCCGUCGUGACUGGGGAUGUUCACGGAACACCAGGUACCAAAGGGCCAGGAAGUAUCCCCCUGCAGGACCAGCACUUGGCCCUGGCCAUCCUGCUCGAGCUGGCUGUGCAGAGAGGCACGUUGAGCCAAAUGCUGUCUGCCAUCCUGUUGUUACUUCAGCUGUGGGACAGUGGGGCACAGGAGACUGACAACGAGCGCUCCGCCCAGGGCACCAGCGCCCCACUUUUGCCCUUGCUGCAAAGGUUCCAGAGCAUCAUCUGCAGUAAGGACACGCCUCACUCCGAGGGAGACAUGCGCCUUUUGUCUGGCCCUCUGAGCCCCAAUGAGAGUUUCCUGAGGUACCUCACCCUUCCGCAAGACAACGAGCUUGCCAUUGAUCUGCGGCAAACAGCGGUUGUUGUCAUGGCCCAUUUAGACCGCCUAGCCACGCCCUGUAUGCCUCCGCUGUGCAGCUCUCCGGCGUCCCAUAAGGGAUCGUUGCAAGAGGUCAUAGGUUGGGGGUUAAUAGGUUGGAAAUACUAUGCCAAUGUGAUUGGUCCGAUCCAGUGUGAAGGCCUGGCCAACCUGGGAGUCACACAGAUUGCCUGUGCAGAGAAGCGCUUCCUGAUUCUGUCACGCAACGGCCGCGUGUACACACAGGCCUACAACAGUGACACACUGGCCCCGCAGCUGGUCCAGGGCCUUGCCUCCAGAAACAUUGUAAAGAUUGCUGCCCAUUCUGAUGGCCACCACUACCUAGCCUUGGCUGCCACUGGAGAGGUGUAUUCCUGGGGCUGUGGGGAUGGCGGACGGCUGGGCCACGGGGACACUGUGCCUCUGGAGGAGCCUAAGGUGAUCUCUGCCUUCUCUGGAAAGCAGGCUGGGAAGCACGUGGUGCACAUUGCUUGCGGGAGCACGUACAGCGCAGCCAUCACUGCUGAGGGGGAGCUGUACACCUGGGGCCGCGGGAACUACGGCCGGCUUGGCCACGGCUCCAGUGAGGAUGAGGCCAUUCCAAUGCUGGUGGCUGGGCUUAAAGGACUGAAGGUCAUCGACGUGGCAUGUGGGAGUGGGGACGCUCAAACCCUGGCUGUCACUGAGAACGGGCAAGUGUGGUCUUGGGGAGAUGGUGACUAUGGGAAAUUGGGCAGAGGUGGCAGUGAUGGCUGCAAAACGCCAAAGCUGAUUGAAAAGCUUCAAGACUUGGACGUGGUUAAAGUCCGCUGUGGAAGUCAGUUUUCCAUUGCUUUGACCAAAGAUGGCCAAGUGUAUUCAUGGGGGAAAGGUGACAACCAGAGACUUGGACACGGAACAGAGGAACAUGUGCGUUAUCCAAAACUCUUAGAAGGCUUGCAAGGGAAGAAAGUGAUUGAUGUGGCUGCGGGCUCCACCCACUGCCUGGCUCUGACUGAGGACAGCGAGGUCCACAGCUGGGGGAGCAACGACCAGUGCCAGCACUUUGACACCUUGCGCGUGACCAAGCCAGAACCUGCAGCAUUGCCGGGACUGGACACCAAACACAUAGUGGGAAUUGCCUGUGGGCCUGCCCAGAGCUUUGCUUGGUCGUCGUGUUCCGAGUGGUCCAUUGGACUCCGUGUCCCUUUUGUGGUGGACAUUUGCUCAAUGACUUUUGAGCAGCUGGAUCUUCUGCUGCGGCAAGUCAGUGAGGGGAUGGAUGGUUCCGUGGACUGGCCCCCACCGCAGGAGAAAGAGUGCAUGGCCGUGGCAACGCUGAAUCUUCUGCGACUUCAGUUGCAUGCUGCCAUUAGUCACCAGGUUGACCCGGAAUUCCUUGGUUUAGGUCUGGGCAGCGUUCUCCUGAACAGCCUGAAGCAGACGGUGGUGACCCUGGCCAGCAGCGCAGGUGUGCUGGGCACUGUGCAGUCAGCUGCCCAGGCCGUGCUGCAGAGUGGCUGGUCCGUGCUGCUGCCCACCGCAGAGGAGCGAGCCCGGGCACUCUCUGCUCUCCUGCCCUGUGCAGUUUCAGGCAGUGACGUGAACAUAAGUCCAGGCCGUCGAUUCAUGAUUGAUCUUCUGGUGGGCAGCUUGAUGGCUGACGGAGGGUUGGAGUCAGCCUUACAUGCAGCCAUCACUGCAGAGAUCCAGGAUAUUGAAGCCAAAAAAGAAGCACAGAAGGAAAAAGAAAUUGAUGAACAGGAAGUGAAUGCCUCAACAUUUCAUAGAAGCAGGACUCCAUUGGAUAAAGACCUUAUUAAUACGGGGAUCUAUGAGUCUUCUGGCAAACAGUGUUUGCCUCUGGUUCAGCUCAUACAACAGCUUCUUAGAAACAUUGCUUCUCAGACUGUAGCCAGAUUGAAAGAUGUUGCCCGUCGGAUUUCAUCAUGUCUGGACUUUGAGCAGCACAGUCGUGACAGAUCUGCUUCGUUGGAUUUAUUAUUGCGUUUUCAACGUUUGCUUAUUAGUAAACUUUAUCCAGGAGAAAGUCUUGGUGAGACCUCAGAUAUUUCUGAUCCGGAGCUGAUGGGCGUUGGUUCCUUGCUGAAGAAGUACACGGCCCUUCUGUGCACGCACAUUGGAGAUAUACUGCCUGUGGCGGCCAGCGUUGCGUCCACCAGCUGGCGGCACUUUGCAGAGGUGGCUUGCAUUGUGGAAGGGGACUUUACCGGUGUUCUCCUUCCAGAACUAGUAGUUUCUGUAGUGCUUCUGCUCAGUAAAAAUGCUGGUCUCAUGCAAGAGGCUGGAGCUGUGCCUCUGCUGGGCGGCCUGUUGGAGCAUCUGGAUCGGUUCAACCACCUGGCGCCAGGAAAGGAACGGGAUGAUCAUGAAGAGUUAGCCUGGCCUGGCAUAAUGGAGUCAUUUUUUACAGGUCAGAACUGUAGAAAUAAUGAGGAAGUAACACUGAUACGCAAAGCUGAUUUGGAGAACCAUAAUAAAGAUGGAGGCUUCUGGACUGUGAUUGAUGGGAAAGUGUAUGAUAUAAAGGACUUCCAGACUCAGUCGUUAACAGGAAAUAGUAUUCUCGCUCAGUUUGCAGGGGAAGACCCAGUGGUAGCUUUGGAAGCUGCUUUGCAGUUUGAAGACACCCGGGAAUCCAUGCAUGCAUUUUGUGUCGGCCAGUAUUUGGAGCCUGACCAAGAAGUUGUGACCAUACCAGAUCUGGGAAGUCUCUCUUCACCUCUGAUAGACACAGAGAGGAAUCUGGGCCUGCUUCUCGGAUUACACGCUUCCUAUUUAGCAAUGAGCACGCCGCUGUCUCCUGUCGAGAUCGAAUGUGCCAAAUGGCUUCAGUCGUCCAUCUUCUCUGGAGGCCUGCAGACCAGCCAGAUCCACUACAGCUACAACGAGGAGAAAGAUGAGGACCACUGCAGCUCUCCAGGGGGUACCCCUGCCAGCAAGUCUCGACUCUGCUCCCACAGACGGGCCCUGGGCGACCAUUCCCAGGCGUUUCUGCAAGCCGUCGCAGACAAUAACAUUCAGGAUCACAACGUGAAGGACUUUCUGUGUCAAAUAGAGAGGUACUGUAGGCAGUGCCACUUGACCACACCGAUCACGUUUCCCCCCGAGCAUCCCGUGGAAGAGGUCGGUCGCUUGCUGUUAUGUUGCCUCUUAAAACAUGAAGAUUUAGGUCAUGUGGCAUUAUCUUUAGUUCACGCAGGUGCACUUGGUAUUGAGCAAGUAAAGCACAGAACAUUGCCUAAGUCGGUGGUGGAUGUUUGUAGAGUUGUCUACCAAGCAAAAUGUUCACUUAUUAAGACUCAUCAAGAACAGGGCCGUUCUUACAAGGAGGUCUGCGCUCCUGUCAUCGAACGUCUGAGAUUCCUCUUUAAUGAAUUGAGACCUGCUGUUUGUAAUGAUCUCUCUGUAAUGUCUAAGUUUAAAUUGUUAAGUUCUUUGCCCCGUUGGAGGAGGAUAGCUCAGAAGAUAAUUCGAGAACGAAGGAAAAAGAGAGUUCCUAAGAAGCCGGAAUCUACAGAUGAUGAAGAAAAAAUUGGAAACGAAGAGAGUGAUUUAGAAGAAGCUUGCAUUUUGCCUCAUAGUCCAAUAAAUGUGGACAAGAGACCCAUUGCAAUUAAAUCACCCAAGGACAAAUGGCAGCCACUACUGAGUACAGUUACGGGCGUUCACAAGUACAAGUGGUUGAAGCAGAACGUUCAGGGUCUUUAUCCGCAGUCUGCACUCCUCAGUACCAUUGCUGAAUUUGCUCUUAAGGAAGAGCCAGUGGAUGUGGAAAAAAUGAGAAAGUGUCUACUAAAACAGUUGGAGAGAGCUGAGGUUCGCCUGGAAGGGAUAGAUACAAUUUUAAAAUUGGCAAGCAGGAAUUUCUUACUUCCAUCUGUUCAGUACGCGGUGUUUUGUGGAUGGCAAAGGCUUAUUCCUGAGGGAGUUGAUAUAGGGGAACCUCUCACUGAUUGUUUAAAGGAUGUUGAUUUGAUCCCACCUUUUAAUCGGAUGCUGCUGGAAGUCACCUUUGGCAAGCUGUAUGCGUGGGCUGUCCAGAACAUUCGGAAUGUUUUGAUGGAUGCCAAUGCCAAAUUUAAAGAGCUUGGUAUCCAGCCGGUUCCCCUGCAAACCAUUACCAAUGAGAACCCAUCAGGACCGAGUCUGGGGACCAUCCCGCAAGCCCGCUUCCUCCUGGUGAUGCUGAGCAUGCUCACCCUGCAGCACGGCGCCAACAACCUCGACCUCCUGCUCAAUUCCGGCAUGCUGGCCCUCACACAGACUGCACUGCGCCUGAUUGGUCCCAGUUGUGACAAUGUUGAGGAGGAUAUAAAUGCUUCUGCUCAAGGUGCUUCUGCCACAGUUUUGGAAGAAACAAGGAAGGAAACAGCUCCUGUGCAGCUCCCUGUUUCAGGGCCAGAACUGGCUGCCAUGAUGAAGAUCGGAACAAGGGUCAUGAGAGGUGUGGACUGGAAAUGGGGCGAUCAGGACGGACCUCCUCCAGGCCUAGGCCGAGUGAUUGGUGAGCUGGGAGAGGACGGAUGGAUAAGGGUCCAGUGGGACACGGGCAGCACCAACUCCUACAGGAUGGGGAAAGAAGGAAAAUACGACCUCAAGCUGGCAGAGCUGCCGGCCGCGGCACAGCCCUCAGCAGAGGACUCGGACACAGAGGACGACUCUGAAGCCGAACAAACGGAAAGGAACAUUCACCCCACGGCAGUGAUGUUUACCAGCACCAUUAACUUACUGCAGACUCUCUGUCUCUCUGCCGGAGUUCAUGCUGAGCUCAUGCAGAGCGAAGCCACCAAGACUUUAUGUGGCCUGCUGCGAAUGUUAGUGGAAAGCGGAACCACGGACAAGACAUCUUCUCCAAACAGGCUGGUGUGCCGGGAGCAGCACCGGAGCUGGUGCACACUGGGGUUUGUGCGGAGCAUCGCGCUCACGCAGCAGGUGUGCGGCGCCCUCAGCUCCCCGCAGUGGAUCACGCUGCUCAUGAAGGUCGUGGAAGGGCACGCACCCUUCACUGCCGCCUCACUGCAGAGGCAGAUCUUAGCUGUACAUUUAUUGCAAGCAGUCCUUCCGUCGUGGGACAAGACCGAAAGGGCAAGGGACAUGAAGUGCCUUGUGGAGAAGCUGUUCAGCUUCUUGGGGAGCUUGCUCACUACUUGCUCCUCCGACGUGCCGUUGCUCAAAGAGUCCACACCGAGGCGGCGCCGGGCACGCCCACAGGCCUCGCUGACCGCCACCCACAGCAGCACACUGGCCGAGGAGGUGGUGGCCCUGCUGCGCGUGCUGCACUCCCUGGCGCAGUGGAAUGGGCUGAUCAACAAGUACAUCAACUCCCAGCUGCGCUCCAUCACCCACAGCUUCGCGGGAAGGCCGUCUGAAGGGGCCCAGUUAGAGGACUACUUCCCCGACACCGAGAACCCUGAAGUGGGGGGCCUCAUGGCGGUCCUGGCUGUGAUCGGGGGCAUCGAUGGUCGCCUGCGCCUGGGCGGCCAAGUCCUGCACGAUGAGUUUGGAGAGGGCACCGUGACUCGCAUCACCCCGAAGGGCAGAAUCACCGUGCAGUUCUCCGAAAUGCGGACGUGCCGCGUUUGCCCACUGAAUCAGCUGAAACCGCUCCCUGCCGUGGCCUUUAAUGUGAACAACCUGCCCUUCGCAGAGCCCAUGCUGUCUGUCUGGGCUCAGCUGGUGAACCUCGCUGGAAGCAAGUUAGAAAAGCACAAAAUAAAGAAAUCGACUAAACAGGCCUUUGCAGGACAAGUGGACCUGGACCUGCUGCGGUGUCAGCAGUUGAAGCUGUACAUCCUGAAAGCAGGUCGGGCGCUGCUCUCCCACCAGGACAAACUGCGGCAGAUCCUGUCUCAGCCAGCUGUCCAGGAGACUGGAACUGUUCACGCAGAUGACGGAGCAGCAGCUUCACCUGACCUUGGGGACGUGUCUCCUGAAGGGCCGCAGCCCCCCAUGAUCCUCUUGCAGCAGCUGCUGGCCUCGGCCACCCAGCCGUCUCCCGUGAAGGCCAUAUUUGAUAAACAGGAACUUGAGGCUGCUGCCUUGGCCGUGUGCCAGUGCUUGGCUGUGGAGUCCACCCACCCUUCGAGCCCAGGUUUUGAAGACUGCAGCUCCAGUGAGGCCACCACGCCUGUCGCCGUGCAGCACAUCCGGCCUGCUAGAGUGAAGAGGCGCAAGCAGUCGCCUGUUCCUGCCCUGCCUAUCGUGGUGCAGCUCAUGGAAAUGGGAUUUCCCAGAAGGAACAUCGAGUUUGCACUGAAGUCUCUCACUGGUGCUUCCGGGAAUGCAUCUGGUUUGCCUGGUACUUGGUUUUCCUGGUCUCUGUUUGUGUACAUCUUUGAAUGUAUUUAUCUCUUACAGUCUACUGGUGCUGUUGUGACGGAGAGCCAGACCUACAAAAAACGAGCUGAUUUCUUGAGUAAUGAUGAUUAUGCUGUGUAUGUGAGAGAGAAUAUUCAGGUGGGAAUGAUGGUUCGAUGCUGUCGAACAUAUGAAGAAGUGUGCGAAGGUGACGUUGGCAAAGUCAUCAAGCUGGACCGAGAUGGGUUGCAUGACCUCAAUGUGCAGUGUGACUGGCAGCAGAAAGGGGGCACCUACUGGGUUAGGUAUAUUCAUGUGGAACUUAUAGGCUAUCCUCCACCAAGUUCUUCUUCUCACAUCAAGAUUGGUGAUAAAGUGCGGGUCAAAACCUCUGUCACCACACCAAAAUACAAAUGGGGAUCUGUGACUCACCAGAGUGUGGGGGUUGUGAAAGCUUUCAGUGCCAAUGGGAAAGAUGUCAUUGUCGACUUUCCCCAGCAGUCUCACUGGACUGGCUUGCUGUCAGAAAUGGAGUUGGUGCCCAGUGUUCAUCCGGGGGUUACGUGUGAUGGCUGUCAGAUGUUUCCUAUCAAUGGCUCCAGAUUCAAAUGCAGAAACUGUGAUGACUUUGAUUUCUGUGAAACGUGUUUCAAGACCAAAAAACACAAUACCAGGCACACAUUUGGCAGAAUAAAUGAACCAGGUCAGUCUGCGGUAUUUUGUGGCCGUUCUGGAAAACAGCUGAAGCGUUGCCACAGCAGCCAGCCAGGCAUGCUGCUGGACAGCUGGUCCCGCAUGGUGAAGAGCCUCAACGUGUCGUCCUCUGUGAACCAGGCGUCCCGUCUCAUCGAUGGCAGCGAGCCCUGCUGGCAGUCCUCGGGGUCGCAGGGAAAGCACUGGAUUCGUUUGGAGAUUUUCCCUGAUGUUCUUGUUCAUAGAUUAAAAAUGAUCGUAGAUCCUGCAGACAGCAGCUAUAUGCCAUCCCUCGUUGUGGUGUCAGGUGGAAAUUCCUUAAAUAACCUUAUUGAACUAAAGACAAUCAAUAUUAACCCUUCUGACACCACAGUGCCCCUCCUGAAUGACUGCACAGAGUAUCACAGGUAUAUUGAAAUUGCCAUAAAGCAGUGCAGGAGCUCAGGGAUCGAUUGUAAAAUCCAUGGUCUCAUCCUGCUGGGCCGGAUCCGUGCAGAGGAGGAAGAUUUGGCUGCGGUUCCUUUCUUAGCUUCAGAUAAUGAAGAGGAGGAGGAUGAGAAAGGCAGCAGUGGAAGCCUCAUUAGAAAGAAGACUACAGGGCUGGAAUCAACAGCUGCGAUAAGAACCAAAGUGUUUGUGUGGGGCCUGAAUGACAAGGACCAGCUGGGUGGGCUGAAAGGCUCCAAGAUAAAGGUUCCUUCGUUCUCUGAGACGCUGUCUGCUUUGAAUGUGGUACAGGUGGCUGGUGGUUCUAAAAGUUUGUUUGCAGUGACUGUGGAAGGGAAGGUGUAUGCCUGUGGAGAAGCCACGAAUGGCCGGCUGGGGCUGGGCCUUUCCAGCGGGACGGUGCCCAUCCCACGGCAGAUCACAGCCCUCAGCAGCUACAUGGUCAAGAAGGUGGCCGUUCACUCAGGUGGCCGGCACGCGACGGCUUUAACUGUCGAUGGAAAAGUGUUUUCGUGGGGUGAAGGGGACGACGGAAAACUUGGACACUUCAGCAGAAUGAACUGUGACAAGCCAAGGCUGAUCGAGGCCCUGAAAACCAAGCGUAUCCGGGACAUCGCCUGUGGGAGCUCACACAGCGCGGCCCUCACGUCCAGUGGGGAACUGUACACCUGGGGCCUCGGCGAGUAUGGCCGGCUGGGACAUGGGGAUAAUACGACACAGCUAAAGCCCAAAAUGGUGAAAGUCCUUCUCGGUCACAGAGUAAUCCAGGUUGCAUGUGGGAGCAGAGACGCGCAGACCCUGGCUCUGACCGAUGAAGGUUUGGUAUUUUCCUGGGGUGAUGGUGACUUUGGGAAAUUGGGCCGGGGUGGAAGUGAAGGCUGCAACGUUCCCCAGAACAUUGAGAGGCUCAACGGACAGGGCGUUUGCCAGAUUGAGUGUGGAGCUCAGUUCUCCCUGGCCCUCACCAAGUCUGGAGUGGUGUGGACAUGGGGGAAGGGGGAUUACUUCAGGUUGGGCCACGGCUCUGACGUGCACGUGCGGAAGCCACAGGUGGUGGAAGGACUGAGAGGGAAGAAGAUCGUGCAUGUGGCUGUCGGGGCCCUGCACUGCCUGGCAGUCACAGACUCAGGGCAGGUGUACGCUUGGGGUGACAAUGACCAUGGCCAGCAGGGCAAUGGCACAACCACAGUUAACAGGAAACCCACCCUCGUGCAAGGCUUAGAAGGCCAGAAGAUCACACGCGUGGCUUGCGGGUCGUCCCACAGUGUGGCGUGGACAACCGUGGAUGUGGCCACACCCUCUGUCCACGAGCCUGUCCUCUUCCAGACUGCAAGAGACCCUUUAGGUGCUUCCUAUUUAGGCGUGCCUUCAGAUGCCGAUUCUUCUGCUGCUAGUAAUAAAAUAAGUGGUGCAAGUAGUUCUAAGCCAAACCGCCCUUCUCUUGCCAAGAUUCUCCUGUCGUUGGAUGGAAAUCUGGCCAAACAGCAGGCCUUAUCGCACAUUCUAACAGCAUUGCAAAUCAUGUAUGCCAGAGAUGCUGUGGUCGGGGCCCUGAUGCCGGCUGGCAUGAUGGCCCCGGUGGAGUGCCCCUCAUUCUCGUCGGCAGCCCCGUCCGACGCAUCUGCCAUGGCCAGUCCCAUGAACGGAGAUGACUGCACGCUGGUCGUUGAUAUUGAAGACGGACUGAGUCCAAGUCCAUGGCAAGAAAAGAGAGAGAUUGUUUCCUCUGAGGACGCGGUGACCCCCUCUGCAGUGACUCCAUCAGCCCCCUCAGCCUCCGCUCGGCCAUUUAUCCCAGUGACGGAUGACCCGGGAGCCGCAAGCAUCAUUGCAGAAACCAUGACCAAAACCAAAGAGGACGUUGAAAGCCAAAAUAAAACCGCUGGUCCAGAGCCCCAGGCCUUGGAUGAGUUCACGAGUCUGCUGAUUGCUGAUGACACCCGCGUGGUGGUGGACCUGCUCAAGCUGUCCGUGUGCAGCCGGGCUGGGGACAGGGGCAGGGAAGUGCUCUCCGCUGUGCUUUCCGGCAUGGGGACCGCCUACCCCCAGGUGGCUGAUAUGCUGCUGGAGCUCUGCGUCACCGAGUUGGAGGACGUGGCCACAGACUCGCAGAGCGGCCGUCUCUCCUCUCAGCCUGUGGUGGUGGAGAGUAGCCACCCUUACACCGACGACACCUCCACCAGCGGCACAGUGAAGAUACCAGGUGCAGAAGGACUCAGGGUGGAAUUUGACCGGCAGUGCUCCACGGAGCGGCGCCACGACCCUCUCACAAUCAUGGACGGUGUCAACAGGAUUGUCUCUGUGCGGUCAGGCCGAGAGUGGUCCGACUGGUCCAGCGAGCUGCGCAUCCCGGGGGAUGAGUUAAAGUGGAAGUUCAUCAGCGAUGGGUCGGUCAACGGCUGGGGCUGGCGCUUCACCGUCUAUCCCAUCAUGCCAGCAGCUGGCCCUAAAGAACUCCUCUCUGACCGCUGCGUCCUCUCCUGCCCGUCCAUGGAUUUGGUGACGUGUCUGUUAGACUUCCGACUCAACCUUGCCUCUAACAGAAGCAUUGUCCCUCGUCUUGCAGCCUCGCUGGCUGCGUGUGCGCAGCUGAGUGCCCUAGCCGCCAGUCACAGAAUGUGGGCCCUUCAGAGACUGAGGAAGCUGCUUACAACUGAAUUUGGGCAAUCAAUUAACAUAAACAGGCUGCUUGGAGAAAAUGAUGGGGAAGCAAGAGCUUUGAGUUUUACAGGUAGUGCUCUUGCUGCUUUGGUGAAAGGUCUUCCAGAAGCUUUGCAAAGGCAGUUUGAAUAUGAAGAUCCUAUUGUGAGGGGUGGCAAACAGCUGCUCCACAGCCCAUUCUUUAAGGUACUCGUAGCUCUUGCUUGUGACUUGGAGCUGGACACUCUCCCUUGCUGUGCCGAGACGCACAAGUGGGCCUGGUUCCGGAGGUACUGCAUGGCCUCCCGUGUCGCUGUGGCUCUUGACAAAAGAACCCCGUUGCCCCGUCUGUUUCUUGAUGAGGUGGCUAAGAAAAUUCGUGAAUUAAUGGCAGACAGCGAAAACAUGGAUGUUCUGCAUGAGAGCCAUGACGUUUUUAAAAGAGAGCAAGAUGAACAGCUUGUGCAGUGGAUGAACAGGCGCCCAGAUGACUGGACUCUUUCUGCGGGUGGCAGUGGAACAAUUUAUGGAUGGGGACAUAAUCAUAGGGGCCAGCUAGGGGGCAUUGAAGGUGCAAAAGUCAAAGUUCCCACUCCCUGUGAAGCCCUCGCAACUCUCAGACCCGUGCAGUUAAUCGGAGGAGAACAGACCCUCUUUGCUGUGACGGCUGAUGGGAAGCUGUAUGCCACUGGGUAUGGUGCAGGUGGCAGACUGGGAAUUGGAGGGACAGAGUCGGUGUCUUCCCCAACAUUGCUUGAAUCCAUUCAGCAUGUGUUUAUUAAGAAAGUGGCCGUGAACUCAGGAGGAAAGCACUGCCUUGCGCUGUCUUCAGAAGGAGAAGUUUACUCUUGGGGUGAGGCGGAAGAUGGAAAGCUGGGUCAUGGCAGCAGAAGUCCGUGUGACCGCCCCCGUGUCAUUGAGUCUCUGAGAGGAAUUGAAGUGGUCGACGUUGCUGCUGGCGGAGCUCACAGCGCCUGUGUCGCGGCCGCCGGGGACCUCUACACGUGGGGCAAAGGCCGCUACGGCCGCCUGGGGCACAGUGACAGCGAGGACCAGCUGAAGCCGAAGCUGGUGGAGGCGCUGCAGGGGCACCGUGUAGUCGACAUUGCGUGUGGCAGCGGAGACGCCCAGACUCUCUGCCUCACAGAUGACGACACCGUCUGGUCCUGGGGGGAUGGUGACUAUGGCAAGCUGGGUCGCGGAGGCAGCGACGGCUGUAAAGUGCCCACGAAGAUUGACUCUCUUACAGGCCUUGGAGUAGUUAAAGUGGAAUGCGGAUCCCAGUUUUCUGUUGCCCUUACCAAAUCUGGAGCCGUUUAUACCUGGGGCAAAGGCGAUUAUCAUAGGCUGGGCCAUGGAUCGGAUGACCAUGUUCGAAGGCCUCGGCAGGUCCAAGGGCUGCAGGGGAAGAAAGUCAUCGCCAUUGCCACCGGCUCCCUGCACUGUGUGUGCUGCACAGAGGACGGUGAGGUUUAUACGUGGGGCGACAAUGACGAGGGACAGCUGGGAGACGGAACCACCAAUGCCAUCCAGAGGCCUCGGUUGGUCGCUGCCCUUCAGGGAAAGAAGGUCAACCGUGUGGCCUGUGGCUCAGCGCAUACCCUCGCCUGGUCGACCAGCAAGCCCACUAGCGCUGGCAAGCUCCCCGCACAGGUCCCCAUGGAGUGCAAUCACCUGCAGGAGAUCCCCAUCACCGCGCUGAGGAACCGCCUGCUGCUGCUGCACCACAUCUCGGAGCUCUUCUGCCCCUGCAUCCCCAUGUUCGACCUGGAGGGCUGGCUGGACGAGACUGGACUGGGGCCUUCCGUGGGGUUUGACGCCCUCCGAGGAAUCCUCAUAUCCCAGGGGAAGGAGGCGGCUUUCCGAAAAGUAGUGCAAGCCACCAUGGUGCGAGAUCGUCAGCACGGCCCCGUCGUGGAGUUGAACCGCAUCCAGGUCAAACGAUCAAGGAGCAAAGGCGGGCUUGCCGGCCCCGACGGCACCAAGUCUGUCUUUGGGCAGAUGUGUGCCAAGAUGAGCUCCUUUGGCCCCGACAGCCUCCUCCUCCCUCACCGCGUCUGGAAAGUCAAGUUUGUGGGUGAAUCUGUGGAUGACUGUGGGGGCGGCUACAGCGAGUCCAUUGCCGAGAUCUGCGAGGAGCUGCAGAACGGACUCACGCCUCUGCUGAUCGUCACGCCCAACGGGAGGGACGAGUCCGGGGCCAACCGCGACUGCUACCUGCUCAGCCCGGCCGCCAGGGCGCCCGUGCACAGCAGCAUGUUCCGCUUCCUGGGUGUGUUGCUGGGCAUUGCCAUCCGAACCGGGAGUCCCCUGAGCCUCAGCCUCGCCGAGCCUGUCUGGAAGCAGCUGGCUGGGAUGAGCCUCACCAUCGCGGACCUCAGUGAGGUCGACAAAGAUUUUAUUCCUGGACUCAUGUACAUCCGUGACAACGAAGCCACCUCGGAAGAGUUUGAGGCCAUGAGCCUGCCCUUCACGGUGCCGAGCGCCAGCGGCCAGGACAUCCAGCUGAGCUCCAAGCACACGCACAUCACCCUGGAGAACCGUGCGGAGUACGUGCGGCUGGCCAUAAACUACAGGCUCCAUGAAUUUGAUGAGCAGGUGGCUGCUGUUCGGGAAGGGAUGGCCCGCGUGGUUCCUGUCCCCCUCCUCUCUCUGUUCACUGGCUACGAACUGGAGACAAUGGUUUGUGGCAGCCCUGACAUCCCCCUGCAUCUCCUCAAGUCAGUGGCGACCUACAAAGGCGUCGAGCCCUCGGCGUCGCUGAUCCAGUGGUUCUGGGAGGUGAUGGAGUCCUUCUCCAACACCGAGCGCUCUCUCUUUCUUCGCUUCGUCUGGGGCCGGACGAGACUGCCCAGGACCAUCGCCGACUUCCGGGGCCGAGACUUCGUCAUCCAGGUGUUGGAUAAAUACAACCCUCCAGACCACUUCCUGCCCGAGUCCUACACCUGUUUCUUCUUGCUGAAGCUGCCCCGGUAUUCCUGCAAGCAGGUGCUGCAGGAGAAGCUCAAGUACGCCAUCCACUUCUGCAAGUCCAUAGACACAGACGACUACGCUCGCAUCGCGCUCACGGGAGAGCCGGCCGCCGACGGCAGCAGCGACGACUCGGACAACGACGACGUCGACUCCUUUGCUUCGGACUCGACGCAGGAUUAUUUGACAGGACACUAAGGCGGGGAACGGGAGCCUGAGCCCGGCGGCGGAGCGCUUCCUGCUGUGGAGACUCGAGAAGCAUCAGCCGAGCGGGAAGAGCCGGGCGGGAGGAGGCGGAGAGCCGGACGGCCCCGUGGGAAGGAAGAGGAAGGUCCGCCUGCCCGCGCGGAACACUGUGGACGCUCGCACGGGGGUCUUCGCACCCGUAAUGCUGCAUUACACGUAGGACUGUGUUUACUAAAGUGUGUAAAUGUUUCUAUAAAUACCGAAUUGCAGCAUCCCCAGAAAUGAAUAAAGCCUUUUUACUUGUGGGUGCAGUCGAUUUUUUUCUUUCUUCUUUCUUUGAAGUGUCGUGAGUCAUCUUGAUUGUAUAUUGGAAAUAACUGUGUAACAAAGCAUAUUAUAAAUAUUUCAAUGAAUUUUACUCUGAAUCUGCUGAAAGCCUUUUGAACAUUAAAUGAUCAGCAUUACUUGAACGCAUCCAGAGGAUAUUUAAACCAACAUGAAAAACCGAAGGCCGUUGGGUGUCCCCCCUCCGUGUCCCGUUCCAGCACAUGCCUGUGUCUUCUGAACUGAGGCCUUUCUGUGAACAGCGUCGUAACUUCUAUCAUGGAAAGUGUAUUAUACAUAAUGUUUGUGUCAUGUAUAUGCCUAAAUUUUAAUUCCCUAUAAAUAAAACAUCUGUCAUAAAA
Cebus imitator (Panamanian white-faced capuchin) is the source of this 15311-nucleotide messenger RNA. RefSeq names its product HECT and RLD domain containing E3 ubiquitin protein ligase 2 (gene HERC2). NCBI's taxonomy places the organism in Eukaryota, Metazoa, Chordata, Mammalia, Primates, Cebidae. The transcript has 92 exons. Bases 211 to 14637 code for a protein of 4808 amino acids. The record is from RefSeq and is a predicted model, not a curated record. Gene Ontology annotation, biological process: protein ubiquitination. Gene Ontology annotation, molecular function: ubiquitin protein ligase activity; zinc ion binding. Gene Ontology annotation, cellular component: cytoplasm; membrane.